Molecule: messenger RNA, 2541 nt
Organism: Rotaria sordida
Lineage: Eukaryota; Metazoa; Rotifera; Eurotatoria; Philodinida; Philodinidae
Source: the annotation of a GenBank genome assembly
AUGGCAGAUUCAAAUGAAGAUACGUCAAUCGAUACCAGUGGAGGUUCUGAUGAUACAUUGGAACGUCUACGUAAUAUAACAAAAAUGUUUGGUGGUAAAAAUGAAGAUGAUGAAACACAAAAAUUGCAAAAAGUUGAAAAAUUAGCACCAGGUGACAAAAUCAAAAAUAGAUUUCAGAAGUUUGAAGAUAUUGGUUCUUCAAACGGUCUUCAAAAUGAAGAAGAAGAGGAAGAUGAAGAUGAUACUCAACCAUCAGAAUCUGAUGGUGUUGUUCGAUCAACACGAAAAAAGAAACCACAAAGAGAACAUAUUCCUUAUCAUGAAAUGGCAGAAGUUAAAGAUAAAUUUGAAAAAGGUUUAGUUGAUAGUGAUAAACCACGUGAAGAAAAACGUUUAGAUGUUCGUGUACAAAGUGGUUUAGCAUCAUCAAAAAAACAAGCAUUUGAACAAGGUGAAUUUGAACAAGAAGUUGAAUCACGUAUUAAUAAAGUACAAAUUGAUACCGAUCUGGUUGCUGGUGUAGCAUCAUCAAAAAAACAUGCAUUUGAACAAGGUGAAUUCGAACAAGAAGUGGAAUCACGUAAUAAUAAAGUACAAAUUGAUAAAGAUCUGGUUGCUGGUGUAGCAUCAUCAAAAAAACAUGCAUUUGAACAAGGUGAAUUCGAACAAGAAGUGGAAUCACGUGUUAAUAAAGUACAAAUUGAUAAAGAUCUUGUUGCUGGUUUAACAUCAGCAAAAAAACAAGCAUUUCAACAACAAAUUGAGAAUGAUGCAAAUUUACCAAAAACAGUUACUAUUGAUCGUGAUGCAAUGGUUGGUGCAGCAACAGAAAAAAAAGCUAUGUUUGAAAAAGGUGAACUUGAUCAAGAUUAUCAUGAACUUGGUUCAAAUCGUGUACAAGCUGAUGCUGAUCUUCUUGUUGGUGCAGCAACAGAUAGGAAAGCAAAAUUUGAAAGUGGUCAAAUAUCUGAUCGUCCAAUAACACCAACACGUCUUGAUGAAAUAUCAACUAUGGUUGAAACAGGUAAUGCACAAUCAAAACGUUCAGAAUUAUUAUCGAAAAUUGAAGCUGAACAACAAACACAACGUUCAGGUGAUCGACAUCUUGAUAUGGAAACAGAAAGUGGAUUCGCAACAGCACGACGUGAACAAUUAGCAUCAUUAGCUAAUACUGAAUUUAAAUCAACAGAAAAACAUUUUGAUGUAACAAGUGGUUCAACAAGUACAAUUAAAGAACAGUAUAUGGCCGAUACAAGUAAACCAAUAAUAUCAACAGCUCAACCUAUAUCUGUUGAAAGUGGUUUAGCUAAAAGUCGUGCUACAGCAUUUGAAAAUCCCGAUGAAACUACUCCAGUCAAACGAACAGUAGAAAUUGAUAAUGAACUUCUUGAAAGUGGUGUCGCUAAAGAACGUGUAGCUAUGUUUAAAAAUUUAGAAAGUGGUACACAAUCAACAGGUGCUGGUGGUGAUUCAAAAAUACGUGUUGAUCGUGUCGAAUUUUCUGACACGCUUGUCAACAUGAGUGAGAACGGGAACGUUGUACGUGAAAGUGAUAAACGUGACGAAGUCUAUUUUGAAAAGGGUCAAACAAAACAGCUUGUCGAACAGUGGAAAACAAAACAAGCUUCACCAGAUCGAGAUACACCUGACGCUCAAGUUAUACAGGACGCUGAAAUACUUCAACAAGGUAAAGCAAAAAAUCUUGUUGAAUUGUGGAAAACAAUGGAUAAAGAGAACUCACCACCUCCUGAACGACGUGGACCACGUGCAAUUACGCCACCAGCUGACAACGAACGACGUUUACCACCUGCUGAAGAUGAUGAAACGGCUUCUCGGAAACCAGGCUAUGCAGAUGAUAAAGCUAAUAUUGAAUCAGGUCAUGCCAAAGCUGCUCGAGAAAGACUCAUGCAAAGUGCCGAACAAAGUAGUUCAGGUACAAGAAAAACAUUGAAACAAAUCACACCACCACCAGAAGGUGUUCAAAGAAAAUCAGCAUCACCAACAGCGGAUACAGGAGAUAGUUCAAGUGGUAUAAGAGAACAAUAUAAUGAUAGUGAAGAAAUUGUACCAACUAAAGGCCAAGCUCAAUCAUUAAAAAAUCGUUUUGUUGAACUUGAAAAAGAUGCACUUAAAGUUGAAACAGCGUCAUCUAAAGUUAAACAUACACCAAAACGAUUUGUUGAUAAACCUGCACCGAAACAAACCAAUGUUGAACCAGCUGUUGAUUCAAAUAAAUGUUCUGUAUGCAAUAAAACAGUUUAUGCAAUGGAAAAAAUUGAAGCAGACAAAAAAAUUUAUCACAAAUCAUGUUUUAAAUGUAUGCAUUGCAAAUCGAUAUUGAAACUUGGCAAUUAUACAGCUAACGAUGGACAAAUUUAUUGUAAACCCCAUUUUCUUCAAUUAUUUGCUAUAAAAGGAAAUUAUUCAGCUGGUUUCGGUCUUAAUGAUCACAAGACACGAUGGUUAUCAAAUUCUUCUUCAUCUUCUUCUCCUACUAGUAUAUCAAAUACACACGAGUCAACAUUUUCCAACGAAAGUUAA